AUGAACAUGGAGAACCAACGAAAGAAAACCUCAGGGCGCAAGAAGAUUGAGAUCAAGAAGCUUGACAAACAAACCAACAAACAAGUCACAUUCUCGAAAAGAAGACAAGGUUUGUUCAAGAAAGCAAGCGAACUUUGUGUUUUAUGUGACGUUCAUGCAGCCAUCGUGGUGUUUUCUCCCGCUGACAAACUAUAUUGUUUUGGUGAACCAAAUACCGAUGCAAUCCUCAAUAGCUACAUAAGAGGAACCACCGAGUUUGAGAGUUCAAAGUUAGCAGGAAAUUCUCAGAACUACGAAGAGUACAAUAAACAAUAUGAAGAGGCGUUGAAGAUGUUAGAGAUGGAAAAGAAGAAACUUGCAGAUGCUGAAAAUUUGGCUAAGUUUUGUAACACAUUUGGUUGGUGGAAUGAUUCAAUUGAUGAUAUGAGUAGUGAUCAACUUGAGCAAUUUAUGGUUUCCAUUUAUGAAUUAAAGAGGAAGCUAAUUGAAAAGGCUGAUGAACAUGUGAUGAAGCUUCACAUGUAG
Messenger RNA from Trifolium pratense (red clover), 525 nucleotides. Its product is annotated as agamous-like MADS-box protein AGL62. The transcript has a single exon. Gene Ontology annotation, biological process: regulation of transcription by RNA polymerase II. The record is from RefSeq and is a predicted model, not a curated record. NCBI's taxonomy places the organism in Eukaryota, Viridiplantae, Streptophyta, Magnoliopsida, Fabales, Fabaceae. The coding region runs from base 1 to 525 and encodes 174 amino acids. Gene Ontology annotation, molecular function: DNA-binding transcription factor activity, RNA polymerase II-specific; RNA polymerase II cis-regulatory region sequence-specific DNA binding; protein dimerization activity.